Messenger RNA from Nestor notabilis (Kea), 1130 nucleotides. It is a transcript of the gene NDUFV3, whose product is annotated as NADH dehydrogenase (ubiquinone) flavoprotein 3, 10kDa. Gene Ontology annotation, cellular component: mitochondrion. The annotation marks the transcript as partial. The transcript has 2 exons. Gene Ontology annotation, biological process: mitochondrial ATP synthesis coupled electron transport. The record is from RefSeq and is a predicted model, not a curated record. NCBI's taxonomy places the organism in Eukaryota, Metazoa, Chordata, Aves, Psittaciformes, Psittacidae.
AUCUAGUGGCACCACAGGGAAGCACCAGGCUGCUACCCAUCAAGGCACCAGUUGAAUUUCCUAAAAUGUUGUCUUCUAGCUCUCUCCUAGCAUCUGCAAACAAAGGUGAGAGCAUAUCUAGUACUAACCUCGAGGAAGCUUCAAAACCUUCUGCUGAAGAUAUGAGGAAGUUCAUGUCAAGAAAAACUGUGGUUGAAUUUCCUCAGCGGUUAGUUGUUUCUUCCCUUGGGGAGGAAAACCUCACUCAACCUGCAACAGAAGGAGGCUUGAGGAAGGAGAUAGUUGAGGAAGAAACUUCAUCUUCAUCCAGCUCAGAUUCAGAUUCUAGCUCAGAUUCUGAGGAAGAAAAUGAUAGUGAUGAUGCAAAAGUUGCCAUCAAAACCAAAGUUGAGUUUCCUAGACGAGAUUCUGUGUUUUCUGAGAACAUAGCGGUAAAGGCAUCAAUGCUAGCAAAAGAAAACUUGUCCCAGAAAUCUCACAAAGAAUAUGUGGCUAAGAAGCAGCUACAAAAAACAGAAACUCCUGUCAAGCAGGUUGCAUUUUCUAAAACAUCAGUCAGCCAUGAAACAUCAAAAUCCAAAGCAAGAGACCCCAAAGUAAAAUCAGCUCCAAAAGAAGCGGAUGGGCAGAAGCUGGUCUUAAAACCACUCCUGGUUGAAAGCCAAGACCUGACAAAUGUCACUCAUAAAUCUGAUUAUUUCGAGGACAAGUCCAUUGGAACCCAAGUAGCAGCUAUUCAGCUGAAAGCUUCAUCAGUGACUCAGGAAGACAUAAAGCAAAAUCUGGUAUCCAGAGGAGAAGAAGAAAAGGUGAAGGAGGCACAGGAGUCAGAAGCAAAAGUAACUGCUCCUAGACUAGAAGAAGAGACUUCUGAAAGCACAGUGUUGGUGAUGGGUGCUACAGCAAAGGAGGAGACCAUUCAGGAAGCAGGAGUCCAGGCUGGAGAAAGCAGCACAAUAGAGGAGACCACAGCAGUUGGUGAGCCUGCUCCAGAAGAGCUCGAUAAUUCUACUUACAAGAACCUUCAGCAUCAUGAAUACAACAUUUAUACUUUUUUUGAUUCUGUUGCGGUUCUUUCCAAAUUCAGGCAGCCUCAGCCAUCUUCUGGAAGACCUUCACCAAGGCACUGA